Striga asiatica is the source of this 2512-nucleotide messenger RNA. The record is from the annotation of a GenBank genome assembly. NCBI's taxonomy places the organism in Eukaryota, Viridiplantae, Streptophyta, Magnoliopsida, Lamiales, Orobanchaceae.
UGUCUUUAUGUAGUGCUCAUGUAAGAAAUCCAAGUUGCAACAAAUUCACUUGAUUAAUCAUAUCUUUAUAUAGUGCUCAUGUAAGAAAUCCAAGUUGCAACAAAUUCACUUGAUUAAGCAUAUACCCACCAUUGUGCAGAGGUCUUAUUGUUAUUCAGUUUCAAAUAGUUUCACAAAAAUUCUUAAAAAGCCACCAAGUGUGAUGGGAUUUAUAUGCUUUGUAUCAUGAUUUCCGUUAGUUUCAUCAGUGAAAUUAUGUUAAUUUGGAAUUGAGGCCUCAUGAGAGUUGAGAUGCUAGAUAAUGAGUGCACUAUUGCUGCACAAUAUGACAUAAGCAGUGAUGAUAAGUUGUUAUUUAUUUUGUUAAUAUUUUUAAUUUUUAACUUCUAAUUUGUGUUUUCUGUUGUGUGCAACUUUAGAUAUAUAUGAUCAUGAGCUUGAAUUAGCAUAGGUUGAGAUAAUUGACCCCACAGUGUAUAGUGGGUUUUGGUGCACUAUCCCACCAGCCACUUUUACUAAAUCCAUGACUACUGAUCUUUGUUCAUUUUUUUUUUAUUCUUUUUUUGUAUUCCUUGUGAAAAAAAAGGAAGGAAACUUUUAAGCUUUGAACUUUCAUCAAUGGAAAGACACAAGAAUUUGGAUAAGGAUUUAUACAAGAUGUGAUCUUGAAUUGUCUGAAUAGACCUAAAGUUUUCAGGCUUUUUAGACCACUUUUUUCUACAAAUUGAAAGAAAAAAGUCAUUGUAGAUUAUUGCUAGGAGCCAACUACAUUAGAAAAGGUUAAAACAAAACAAAGAUAAAGAAGAAAAAGUGCAUGAAAACUGCUUUCCAAGGUUAAACUAGGCAGGGGUCAUGAAGAAAUAGUACAUCAGUGACCAUGCUUUCUUCAGGCUUUCAAGAUAAAAAUUAUCAAUUUAUUCAAACAGUAUGACUGAUCGAAAUUAGUCCGUUUAGCUAAAUUUGACCUUCAACCCGUGUGAUGUUGAUCUCUGUAUAAUCGGACUUGGUCAAUGAUCAUAACACGAGACAAUAAAUGUAGAAGACAGAUGUGCUUCUGAUGAAAGAAAGUUGUAUUCUAAAACUGAAUAUCAAAUCUCGAAUACUGUCAAAACAAUGUCUUAGAUGUGUAUAUAAGACCCUGAAUCUUAAACAAAAUAGGAAAUAAAUAAUGAAAUAAGACUGUAAAUAAUGAAAAUUAUGAAAAAGGCUAAAAUGAGUUGCAAACGGUGGAAUUGUGGACCGGGAAUAUAUUAUAACAGCGAUUCCAAGACUCAUCGUUUACAUGUUCCACAUCAGAUCAGCAACAGAUUAUCAAUCAGAAAACCUCUCAAUAAGUGGCUGGUGAGUAAUGAGUGAUGAAGGACCAUCACAGAGGGAUAGCAUACACUGUCACAUGGAAGGCGAGAUUUCGGCAGCCGUGCCUGAAGGGCAGAACCGUAAAUUCGCAGCAUCAUCACCCGAGAUAGUUGAGAUCAAAGAGGAAACCGAGGGCACGGCUGGAGGGGGAACAGAUGUUUACGUGGCCGUGGGAAAAAAUGACUUGCACGUAGUCAAAUGGGCUCUUGACCAUGCUUUGACCCCCGGCAGCCGACUUUUUCUCGUGCACGUUUUUCCACAAAUCACAUACAUAUCCACGCCAGUCGGGAAGCUGUCGAGAAGCCAGCUGAGCAAAGAACAGGCGCAAUAUUACAUAAGGGAAGAGAGCAACAAGAGGAAACACAUGUUAGAAAAGUACAUCCAGCUCUGUAAUGAGUCCAAGGUAGCUGUGGACACAAUGCUUGUAGAGAGCAAUGCAUCGACCAAGGCCAUCUUGGAACUCAUUACCAUUGCUAAUAUAACCAAACUUGUCAUGGGGACUAAGCAAUCUCCCUUGUCGAGGCUAUCAAGGAAGGGACUGGGAAAAGGAGAAUAUGUUCAGAAGUAUGCACCAAAGUCUUGUGAUGUUACUGUGAUUUUUAACGAUGGCAAAAAGAUGAAGACUCUGUCUUCACAAGUUGGCCCAAAUACUGAAAGGCACUUCCUUGAGUGUCGGCGCCUCUUUCCUCAUCACUCAAUCCCCCUCAACUUUCCGAUGACGACCCGAUUCAAGAAGAACCGCAAGAAGCGCGGCCACGUCAGCGCCGGACACGGCCGCAUCGGCAAGCACCGCAAGCAUCCCGGUGGCCGCGGUAACGCCGGAGGCAUGCACCACCACCGGAUCCUCUUCGACAAGUACCAUCCCGGCUACUUUGGGAAGGUCGGCAUGCGCUACUUCCAUAGGCUGAGGAACAAGUUCCACUGCCCGACAGUCAACGUUGAUAGGAUCUGGUCCAUGGUGCCGCAGGAGGUGAAGGACAAGGCUUCCAAGGACAACGUACCGUUGGUUGACGUGACCCAGUUCGGCUACUUCAAGGUUCUCGGUAAGGGUCUGCUGCCGGCGGAUAAACCGGUGGUCGUGAAGGCGAAGCUCGUGUCGAAGAAUGCUGAGAAGAAGAUCAAGGAGGCCGGCGGUGCUGUUGUGCUCACCGCUUGA